Messenger RNA from Hypanus sabinus (Atlantic stingray), 5373 nucleotides. Its product is annotated as RING finger protein 11-like. The record is from RefSeq and is a predicted model, not a curated record. Bases 125 to 625 code for a protein of 166 amino acids. The transcript is spliced from 3 exons. NCBI's taxonomy places the organism in Eukaryota, Metazoa, Chordata, Chondrichthyes, Myliobatiformes, Dasyatidae.
GCGAAAGGGACGGGCAAGAUGUCGACAGGUUGCGCGCCCACGGUAUCGAACUGGUGAUGCUCUGUCACGGUUCCGACAUUAAAUGGAAUUUUAAUUAUUAAAACUCUUAUUUGGCAAUUUAACGAUGGGAAACUGUUUCAAGUCGCAGACGGGCGACGACGUCUCGCUGUUAAAUGACUCGGCGAGUUACGCCGGAGAUGGAGCGGGCGGCGAAGCCGCCAGGCCUGGGUCUCGGCCCGGGGCUGCCCUUCAUAGGCCGCCGGCGGCCUCGCCACCGGAGCAGGAGCAACCACGAGUUCCAGUUUAUCACCCAACACCGAGCCAAACUCGCCUGGCAACACAGCUGACAGAGGAUGAACAAAUCCGAAUAGCACAGAGGCUUGGCCUAAUCCAGCACCUUCCCAAGGGCAGCUUUGACAGAGGCAGGGAAGCCCAGAGCAAGAAGAUCAAGGAGUGUGUGAUCUGUAUGAUGGACUUUGAGUAUGGUGACCCGAUCCGGUUCCUGCCGUGUAUGCACAUCUACCACAUGGAAUGCAUCGAUGAGUGGCUCAUGAGGUCCUUCACUUGCCCGUCAUGUAUGGAGCCUGUGGAUGCUGCCUUGCUCUCUUCCUACAAGACCAACUGACCUGACUUGCUGAACCUCACUGCAGUUUGAAUGUUGUGCCACCAAAAGAAAAGGAGAAAAAAAGGGCUGGGGGGAGGGAGUGAAAUGGGGGAAACAUUGAACUCAUUUGGAGCAAAGAAUUCUCCUCUUGUCUCUUACCCAUCCCCCCCAUCCCAUGCCAAAAAUCAACCAUAGCUUUUGUUUAUACCAGACAGUGCAUCUGCCUAGUUGACAAUGCCGCCUUUUGGCCAGAUGUUCUACUUAAUACUGACCAGCAAAAAGGGAGGUGAUUAAAACCAUAGCGAAGGCUAUGCUUGAACAGCUCAAAGGUGUUUGGUUUUUUAGCUUUCCUUUGCACAUUCUGUUUUGAUGGCCUUCAUGUUGAUUGCCCUUGCUUGCUCUGGGACAAAGCAGCAACUUUGUACUAUGUGUCUUUUAGAGGAAAUUUUCCUCCUGUUGUCACACAGGCAUGGGGUGGGGGGCAGUUGCCACGAUGUCCUUCCCUUGGAGGCUGCUCCCAGUUGUGAUUGGCUUUGGGCUGAGUUUAGACAGGAGGCACCUGAAUAACCCUGUCUGAGGAGUUGGAUGAUUCCACUCAAGGUGUGGAGUUGAAGAAUCAUUUGAAUGGAGAGGCACUGAACCUUGAUGUCGGUGGGAUUAUAUCUUUUUCAGACUCGGGAUGUGGUCACAUGUGGCUAGGGUGUGCUGUCUAUGAUGACGUGCUGUCUUGGGACUUCUGCACCGGGAAGGUGCGUUAUUGCCAUUUCUCUGUGUGGCUACACUUCAGCUGUUGAGAUGGAGCUAGCCUCCAGACAAAUGGGAAACACAUGAAUCUCCAUUGUCUCUACUCCAGCCUUGAACUGCAGUACACAGAUGAUGUUUCUGUAUACGCCUGGAGGAGAGCUUGGAAUUAGUGUGAGCCCAUUCAGCACAGUCCGUGAGAGAAUGUCUCCUCACUAAACAUUCUCACCAACCUGGCCUGGCCACACAGCCAAUCCUCUGACUACGGCACUCAAAUAUGUGGAUCUCUCCCAAUGUUGAGAGGUACGCCUUGGCGAAAGGUAUUGAUGCAGUGUAACUAACACACGCACGUGCACACAAACACACACUCUCUACCUACCCCUCCCUCUCGAGCUGAGGAGAGGAGAUUUUGAGCACCAGGCUUGUUGUUGACCAGGCUGUAGUGAUCUCCACACAACUUGUGCUUUGGAACCAUGGAUUACUAGCACCUUAAAGCACCAAAAUGUUUCACCAAAUGCUGACUGCAGAAUCCUCCCAAUUCAUUAGUAAACCAACCAGCAUGUUCUGCCAGGCAAGCAUUGCUAACACUGAGAAGUACAGUGUUCAUUCUGCUCUGCUACCCAGACUGUGGACACACAUCACACCAGAUCUUCUAAUGGUUCGUCCAUUCCGUGUUCUGUCCAGCAAGGGAUUGACCUCCUUCCAGGUGUUACUUCACUGACCCAUGGAAGUCCCUGACCUUUGACCAGGUAAAAUGGAAGAGCAUGUAGGGGAUGACUAAUUUCCUGGGGUUAUUUUGGUGGAAACACAGGCGCAGCUCAAACUGUCUGUACACCUGUGUUGUCAAGCAUGCAUUCGCCUUGUCCACAGUGCUGGAGUGGGAGAAGUUGCUGCUUUUGGGUUGGGAGUUCUGUGAUUUAAGCAUAGUAGUGUUGUAUGGGUGGCCUUGUUUCUGGGUUUGGGUGCCACGUGGCAUUCCCGUGUCCAGCUGCCGCUCACCUAUCCACCAGUUAAGUGAAUUAAUAGUAGCCCUCUUGCCCAAGGCUUCAGAGCCCACUACUGCAGCCUACCCAUGUUCCUCAGGGGUUAGGAUCCAGCUUAGGCUUUCUUGCCUGAAUGCUGAGAACUCUUAACUGCAAGAAUGGGACAAGUUGUUUGAAACAUGAUGGAAAGAUUCGAAUAUGUAAGCUGUGCUUUGCCUUGUACCACGUUGCGGACUGUGCUGAGUAGGAAUGUGUUUUUCAGUUGCAUCUGCCCCUAAUCUUGACCAACAGGCUCUGGGUGCUUCCGACCACAGUGGGGAAAAGGGUUCUGAGUUGCAUUGGUAUGCUUGGAUGACUCUGGGUUGGAUUCUAACACUGGAGACCUGGGAGAAACCUCCCAUUGGCCUGUAGACACAUGGAACACCACAGUUAUCUGCAAGCUCUGAGAUUUGCCCAAUUUAUAGCGCUUGUACACUCCAGGGAUCUCAAGCUAAUGUAGGAUUUUUAAAAAAAUCUUGGUACUCAUUAACUAACAGUAAAUGUGAAUAUUAGUACUGAAGGUGACAAGUGCAGGAAGACUAAUUCAUCAAAUAACCAGCUUCUUCCACUGAGAUGGUAAAUGUCCCCUCUCCUGUUCUCCCUCAUGUAAGGGAAAUGGUUUCAGUAAAUCACAUAAAGGUUUUAAACUAUUUCUAUAUAUCUAGACUGCUACACCAUUCUGUCAGUGGCAGCUGUGAGUGUGCUGCCCUUUGCAUGGAUGUUUUCUCUCCCAAAGGGUGUUAAGCUGGCCCGUGAGGGAAGCCUGCUAUCUGGCAGUCAUAAGUAGCCAUGUACCUUAAAGCAAGGAUUCACUGGGCAUGGUUUGGUUAUGAAUCCUUAAGUGUUGAUCAAUUCUGUUUAUUACUGCUUUUCCUUGUGGGUAGAUGCCAACUCUGUAUGGAUACAUUCCAGGCCCGGACUCCUGCCUAUUCUCUCUGAGCCCUGCUGUCACGUGGCCAAUAAUUUGGGUGCAUUGCUGGUUAACCCUUGGCCAACAUCACCAAUUCUUCCAACACUGUACAGAAAGUGUUCAAAGAAUGGCUUUGUUUUUCACAUGCUCAUGUUUUUUUUCACCUGGGGUGUGAAAGUUGCCAAGAAGUUCAGUUUUAAUUCCUGGAGACUGACGGAGAAUUCUGGAAGGUUCUGUGUGUUUCAGAUCAGUUGAUAGUGACUAUCCUAGGGCCUGAAGCUCGUGUCUCUCUGAGCAAGCGACAAGUGAUACCUGAAUGUGGUCAGAUUUACUGUUAAAUGUGCAUUUGUAUAAAAUUCUCCUGUUUCUAGGUAAGGUGUUAAUGCAAAAAGUUAAAAUAAUCUAACAUAAGAUGGUGUCAUUGCACCCAGGACACUCAGUUGUUGAGCUUUUAUUUUUGAUUUUGUUGUUGACAAGUCGGAGUAGUAACGAAUUUUGGUUUUACCAGGGAUCUCUUGGUUUUCCUCUUAGAAAUGAUUUAGACAGGGUUUGGUUCCACUUGGUGACUGCAGUUGUUUCACCCCAGAGUUUUACAGUGGGUCUCUUGUUCGACCACAGGUGUAGGGCGUCAGUCUAACAUCUAUUCCCAGUUCACUUCCACCUUCCUGUAGCAGACUCCCCUCAAAUACCCUCUUGCUCAAGCUGGUGAUGCCUGGUCUCUGUUCCCAUACCAGCUGGUGCUUUUACCUGACAACAUCAGGUGGAACUUCAGAAGUGCCUGUUAGCCCUUAUGCUGCCUCAGAACCCUUUGGCUGAAAUGUCUGUGGGAUUCCACCCUGCUGUAUAGAGCAAGUGUUGGUGACUUGCUUUUUGCAUCUGUGAUGCCCUGGUGCUGUUCCUGAAAUGGAUUUGAGUUAAUUCCAUUGAUGGAACAUGAAGCUUUGGUGAGUUAAUAUGAUACUCUAUUUGGGUGUGGAUUUAAUGUAAACUUGCACAUUCUCUGAUAGAAAGGAAUGCAUAUGCAGAAACUGCAAUAAUGUGUGUAGAAAGUAUGUCCACGUAAACUUGUUCCAUGCUCUUAGAAAUGACAAAUGUUCAAUUAUGUUGGAAACGGGGUUUUUGAAUGGGGGAAAGUGUGACUUUGAAUAGGGCUCUGAACUAUGUUUUCUGCCAGUGUCCCUUACUGAUCAUGGGGACUUGGUCUAUAACAUCACAGAUCUUGGACUGUUACAUGUAGACUUGGCAUUAACAGCUUCCACUAUCAGAUGGACUACUGUUUGGGAAAUGGCAGUGCUGGGACUGCACGUUGAAAGCAAAUGGCCUAGGCAGGAACACAAAUGGCAAGGAAUUUUAGCAUUACUUUAUUGGAUGGGGAAGUUUAUAAUGAAAAUGAUCAAGGAUCAACUUCAUUAUAUAUAUAAUGUAUAUAUGAAAUUAAUUGUGACAGGGUUAGGAGACCUAUUUCAGUGUGGCUAGGGUUCCCCGCCAACAGGUUGUGGAAUCGCAAUGAGAUUAGAGUCUAUGUUGAUGGACAGCCUAGUGUUCAGAAGGUCAUCACUAUCUGACAGGGGAAGAAUAGCCAACCCAAUCUAUAAAGAAAACCAGUAUCAACUGCACUUUUUGAAAAUUUUGGAUGAUAAUCUUAGCCGAUGUAAGCUGGUAUCCUCUAGUCAGAGGUGUAAUUGUGGAUAUGUAGAGAUAAACUUGAACAUCCAGUUGGAAGUACAAGUCAAGAAAUAUAGAUAAUUGAAAUAGUGCUGUACUGGAAUCUUUCCUUUUACUCCUGCAACUUGUCAGUGCAUUAUAUUGGCAGUUUAAUUUACACUUAACUUCCCAUGUAUUAUCAGUUCCUUCAGCCAUGCUGAAGAUCUUUCAUCUGCACAACUCUCAUAGGCUGCACACUUUAGAGGUUAUCCUGCUGAGUGGUGGUUCUUCCAUAUCUGCUGCACCACCAGGAUCCCCACCACCAUUUUAAAGUCUUCAGACCUCAAACAUAGUCACUUUAAAACCCAAACAGAGUAAGACGUGUUUCACAAGGGUGUAGUCUAGGCCUGUCCUUUGGUUUGUGUAUAGCCAGUUGCUGCUGGCUACAUAAA